Lasiodiplodia theobromae is the source of this 1206-nucleotide messenger RNA. Its product is annotated as Ferritin ribonucleotide reductase-like protein. Lineage: Eukaryota; Fungi; Ascomycota; Dothideomycetes; Botryosphaeriales; Botryosphaeriaceae. Bases 1 to 1206 code for a protein of 401 amino acids. The transcript has 4 exons. The record is from RefSeq and is a predicted model, not a curated record.
AUGCCUAGCAUAAAGAAGAUCCUCCGGGCCAUCUUUGUCCUGGGCCCCGUCGUGUCCAACGCCGCCCCGCUUUUCAACUGGCCUCUGAUGUCGCGGAACGACUUGUAUGUUCCCGAAGGUGGGCUCGCCGAAGGAGAGGGAAGCUAUCCGGCCGCUGCAUCAGUGCCAGCAGAAGAAGCCGUCACUCCUGCCGCAGAAACGGCCGCAAUGGCCGAGGCAACCGCGUAUGCUGCUGCUGCCACCCCUGAGGUUGCUUCCACGCCAGCUGCUGCCGCUGAGUAUUCCGUCGCUGCCGCCGCCGUCGAGACUCCCGCCGCUGUCGAGACUCCUGCCGCUGCCGAAACUACUGCUGCUGCCGAGACUACCGCUGCAUCCGCCACUGAGACGGCUGCAGCCGCUGCAGAAACCGCUGCGGCUGGCGGCCUUUCCGACAUCGAUAUCCUGCAAUUCGCCCUGACGGCCGAGCAUCUGGAAUCGGAAUUCUACAGGCAGGGCUUCGCCAAGUUCCCUGCUGAAGACUUCAAGGCUCUGGGCCUCAGCGACGACGACAUCGCCGCCCUGCAGCAGAUCGGCGCCACCGAGGCCAGCCACGUCUCGACGCUCCUCUCGACCAUCGCCUCGGCCGGCACGCAGCCCGUCGCCCCGUGCGAGUACGAAUUCGGGCUCACGGACGCCGAGACGAUGCUGAAGACGGCGCGCAUCCUCGAGGCCGUGGGCGUGUCGGCGUACCUGGGCGCGGCCCCGCUCAUCAGCGACGCGGCCGUCCUCAGCGCCGCGGCGUCCAUCGUCACGGUCGAGGGCCGCCACCAGACGCUGAUCCGCACCGCCUCGGGCGCCGAGCCCGUGCCCGCCGCCUUCGACACGGCCCUGGGCCCGCGCGCCGUCUUCACCCUCGCCUCGCAGUUCAUCAAGAGCUGCCCCGACGGCUCCAACCUCAACGUCCAGGCCUUCCCGGCCAUCUCGCUCGGCAGCGCCACCAAGGCCGAGGCCGGCCAGAGCCUCGUCCUGGAGGACCCCGCACAGCCCGAGGGCGCCCAGUUCUGCGCUUUCAUGAGCAAUGGCGGCGUUCAAUUCUCCUCUUUGGCCAACGGCAACUGUGAAGUCCCGCAGGGCCUCAUCGGCGAGACGUUCAUGAUGGUUACGAGCAAGAAGGGUAUCACUGACGAUGACGUCCUUGCUGGCCCUUCCGUCCUUCAGAUGACGUAG